CAGCAGCUGCGUGUGACGUCAUUUGGGCGGAGACGAGUUGCAGCGUAUGCGCGAGCUAGAGUAGGCAGACGAAUCUACACCACAGACAAUUUGUGUGAAAAGAAAAUGGACACUAGUGGAGUGAAAGUGCUGGAGACUGCAGAUGAUAUUCAGGAGAGGCGACAGCAGGUCCUUGACCGUUAUAAGCGGUUCAAGCAGCUGUCCACCUUGAGGCGGCAGAAGUUGGAGGACUCCUAUCGCUUUCAGUUCUUCCGCCGUGAUGCUGAUGAACUGGAGAAAUGGAUUCAAGAAAAGUUGCAAAUUGCUUCUGAUGAAAACUACAAGGAUCCCACAAAUUUGCAGGGGAAACUACAAAAACACCAAGCAUUUGAAGCUGAAGUGCAAGCCAAUUCUAGUGCUAUCAUCAAGCUGGAUGAAACUGGAAACCAAAUGAUUUCUGAGAACCACUUUGCUUCUGAAACCAUUCGAAUUCGCCUAGAAGAGCUUCACCGCCUCUGGGAACUAUUGCUUCAGAAAACUAAAGAGAAGGGUGAGCGACUGCUGCAGGCACAGAAGUUAGUGCAGUACCUGCGAGAAUGUGAAGACACCAUGGACUGGAUCACUGACAAGGAAGCAAUUGUGACUUCUGAGGAGUUGGGACAAGACUUGGAGCAUGUGGAAGUACUGCAGAAAAAAUUUGAGGAGUUUCAGACUGACUUGGCAGCUCAUGAGGAACGAGUCAAUGAAGUGAACCAGCUUGCCGGAAAGCUAUCUCAAGAGAACCACCCAGAGCUAGAGCUUGUUGUCCGUAAGCAGGAUGAGGUUAAUGCAGCCUGGCAGCGACUAAAAGGCCUUGCCCAGCAGAGGCAAGGAAAGCUGUUUGGAGCCGCUGAAGUGCAGCGCUUCAAUAGGGAUGUGGAUGAAACUAUUAGCUGGAUCAAGGAGAAGGAACAACUGAUGGCUUCAGAUGAUUUCGGAAGAGAUUUGGCAAGCGUACAGGCUCUGCUUCGAAAGCAUGAAGGCCUUGAAAGGGACCUUGCUGCACUAGGAGACAAGGUUAACAACCUUGGCACCGAAGCAGACCGCCUUCAGCAGACCCAUCCUCAAAAUGCAUCCCAGAUCCAUCUCAAACGGGAUGAACUGAUCACAAACUGGGAGCAAAUCCGUAGUCUUGCUGCAGAAAGGCAUACUCACCUCAAUGAUUCCUACAGGCUGCAGCGUUUUCUGGCCGACUUCCGUGACCUCACCAGCUGGGUUACUGAAAUGAAGGCACUGAUUAAUGCUGAUGAACUUGCAAAUGAUGUAGCUGGAGCAGAGGCUUUACUGGAUAGGCAUCAGGAGCAUAAGGGUGAGAUUGAUGCCCAUGAGGAUAGUUUCAAAUCUACAGAUGAAGCUGGCCAUGCUUUGCUUUCUACAUCACACUAUGCAUCUGAGGAGGUCCGAGAGAAGCUAAAUAUAUUAACGGAGGAAAAGGAAUCUCUCCUGGAGUUGUGGGAGCUCCGCAGGCAACAAUAUGAGCAGUGCAUGGACCUACAGCUUUUCUACCGAGACACUGAGCAGGUGGACAACUGGAUGAGCAAACAAGAGGCAUUUCUCUUAAAUGAAGACUUGGGAGAUUCAUUGGACAGUGUGGAGGCUCUGCUUAAGAAGCAUGAAGAUUUUGAGAAAUCACUCAGUGCCCAGGAAGAAAAAAUUACUGCUUUGGAUGAAUUUGCUACAAAACUGAUUCAGAAUAACCACUAUGCCAAGGAAGAUGUUGCUACCCGCAGGGAUGCUCUUCUUAGUCGACGCAACGCUCUACAUGAACGUGCCCAGUAUCGUCGCACUGCCCUAGAAGACUCCUUUCACCUGCAGCAGUUCUUCCGGGAUUCGGAUGAACUGAAGAGCUGGAUAAAUGAAAAGAUGAAAACUGCAACUGAUGAGGCUUACAAGGACCCUUCCAAUUUACAAGGAAAAGUACAAAAACAUCAAGCUUUUGAAGCCGAGUUAUCCGCAAAUCAAAGUAGGAUUGAUGCUUUGCAGAAGGCUGGACAGGAACUUAUUAAUGCAAACCAUUAUGCAUCUGAUGAGGUUUCUGGACGAAUGGAUGAAGUCAGCUCUAUGUGGAAAAGGUUGCUCGAAGCCACAGAGCUCAAAGGCAUUAAACUUCGUGAAGCUAAUCAACAACAGCAAUUUAAUCGCAAUGUUGAAGAUAUUGAACUUUGGUUGUAUGAGGUUGAGGGUCAUUUGUCUUCAGAUGAUUAUGGCAAAGAUUUAACCAGCGUUCAGAAUCUACAAAAGAAACACGCUCUGCUAGAAGCUGAUGUUGCUGCCCACCAAGAUCGUAUCGAUGGCAUUACCAUUCAAGCCCGUCAGUUCCAGGAGGCUGGCCACUUUGAUGCUGAUAACAUCAAAAAGAAGCAGGAGGCCCUGGUGGCGCGCUAUGAGGCUCUGAAAGAUCCUAUGGUAGCACGUAAACAAAAACUGUCUGAUUCACUGCGCCUACAGCAGUUGUUCAGAGAUGUUGAAGAUGAAGAGACCUGGAUAAGAGAGAAGGAACCAAUUGCUGCUUCAACCAACAGAGGAAAAGACCUUAUUGGAGUUCAGAACUUGCUUAAGAAACACCAGGCUUUGCAAGCUGAAAUUGCUGGCCAUGAGCCACGAAUUAAAGCAGUAACACAGAAGGGACAAGCCAUGGUUGAAGAAGGGCACUUUGCUGGAGAUGAUGUAAAAGCAAAGCUUGGUGAACUCAACGGUCGCUGGGAAACACUGAAAGGGAAAGCCUCCCAGCGAAGACAGGAUCUUGAGGAUUCUUUGCAGGCCCAACAAUAUUUUGCUGAUGCCAAUGAAGCAGAAUCUUGGAUGAGAGAGAAGGAGCCUAUUGUUGGAAGUACUGACUAUGGCAAGGAUGAGGACUCUGCUGAAGCAUUACUGAAAAAGCAUGAGGCCCUCAUGUCUGACCUCAGUGCCUAUGGAAGCAGCAUUCAGUCUCUGAAAGAACAAGCGCAGGCUUGCAGGCAACAAGUGGCGCCCACAGAUGACGAGACUGGGAAAGAGCUUGUACUUGCUUUAUAUGAUUACCAGGAGAAGAGUCCACGUGAAGUUACUAUGAAAAAGGGAGACAUUCUCACUUUACUGAAUAGCACAAAUAAGGACUGGUGGAAGGUAGAAGUGAAUGACAGACAAGGUUUUGUUCCUGCUGCUUAUGUGAAGAAACUGGACCCUACCCAAUCCACAUCUCGGGAAAAUCUGUUAGAUGAGCAAGGCAGCAUCUCUCUGCGUCAGGAACAGAUUGACAACCAGAGUCUCGUUACUAAAGAAGCCAGCAGUGUUUCUCUGCGCAUGAAACAGGUGGAGGAACUGUAUGGAUCUCUGUUAGAGCUGGGUGAAAAACGCAAGAAUAUGCUUGAAAAAAGUUGCAAGAAAUUCAUGUUGUUCCGCGAGGCCAAUGAGCUCCAGCAGUGGAUCAAUGAGAAAGAAGGAGCACUCACCAAUGAGGAGGUUGGCUCGGACUUGGAACAAGUUGAAGUAUUGCAGAAGAAGUUUGACGACUUCCAGAAGGAUUUGAAAGCCAAUGAAUCACGCCUCCGUGACAUUAAUAAAGUGGCUUCAGAACUGGAGACUGAGGGUCUGAUGGCGGAGGAGGUACCACUUGUGGCUCAAACUCAGCAAGAACUUUUGGGUGCUGCCCCUGGAGGCCCAAGGGAUGAGACAGAUUCCAAAACUGCAUCUCCAUGGAAGUCCGUGCGAUUGGCAGUGCAAACAGUGGCUAACUUUAAUAGCAUUAAGGAGCUCAAUGAACGCUGGAAGUCCUUACAGCAGCUUGCAGAAGAGAGGAGUAAUCUGUUGGGCAGUGCUCAUGAAGUGCAGAGAUUCCACAGAGAUGCUGAUGAAACCAAAGAAUGGAUAGAGGAGAAGAACCAGGCUUUAAAUACAGAUAACUAUGGUCAUGACUUGGCAAGUGUUCAGGCCCUGCAACGAAAACAUGAAGGUUUUGAGAGGGACCUAGCUGCAUUGGGAGAUAAGGUAAAUUCUCUAGGAGAAACCGCUGAUCGUUUAAUCCAGUCCCAUCCUGAGGCAGUGGAUGAUAUCCAGGAAAAAUGCACAGAACUAAAUCAGGCUUGGAACAGUCUAGUAGGACGAGCCAACCAGCGCAAGGAGAAGCUGGGAGAUUCUCAUGACCUGCAACGCUUCCUUAGUGACUUCAGGGAUCUAAUGUCCUGGAUUAACGGAAUUCGUGGCCUUGUCUCAUCAGAAGAGAUGGCAAAGGAUGUUACUGGUGCUGAAGCUCUAUUAGAAAGACACCAGGAACAUCGUACAGAGAUAGAUGCCAGAGCAGGAACUUUCCAAGCCUUCGAGCAGUUUGGGCAGCAGCUGUUAGCUCGAGGACAUUAUGCAAGCCCAGAGAUUAAGGAGAAACUAGAGCUUUUGGACCAAGAGCGGGCAGACCUGGAGAAAGCCUGGGUACAGCGCCGGAUGAUGCUGGAUCAGUGUCUCGAAUUACAGCUUUUCAACCGAGACUGUGAGCAGGCUGAAAACUGGAUGGCUGCUCGUGAAGCUUUCCUUGCUAGUGAUGAUAAGGGAGACUCACUUGACAGUGUGGAAGCUCUGAUUAAGAAGCAUGAAGACUUUGACAAAGCUAUUAAUGUGCAGGAAGAAAAAAUUGCAUCCUUGCAGGCAUUUGCAGAUCAACUAAUUAGUGCAGAUCAUUAUGCUAAAGAUGACAUCUCCAGUCGUCGCAAUGAAGUUCUAGAUAGGUGGCGCCGACUGAAGGCUCAAAUGAUUGAAAAGAGGUCCAAGCUGGGAGAGUCUCAGACCCUCCAACAGUUUAGUAGAGAUGUAGAUGAGAUUGAAGCUUGGAUCAGUGAGAAACUUCAAACUGCCACUGAUGAAUCGUAUAAAGAUCCAACAAAUAUUCAAAGCAAACAUCAAAAGCAUCAAGCAUUUGAAGCUGAACUUCAUGCAAACGCAGACCGAAUCCGAGGUGUUAUUGACACUGGCAAUGCAUUAAUACAACGUGGUGCCUGCGCAGGGAGUGAGGAUGCAGUGAAGAUUCGUUUGGACUCUCUGAAUGAUCAGUGGCAAAUACUGGUCCAGAAAUCGGCAGAAAAAAGUCAGAAGCUAAAAGAAGCCAACAAGCAGCAGAAUUUCAACACAGGGAUCAAGGACUUUGACUUCUGGCUUUCUGAGGUUGAGGCUCUCCUUGCUUCUGAAGAUUAUGGAAAAGACUUGGCUUCUGUUAACAAUCUUCUCAAAAAGCAUCAGCUUUUAGAGGCUGACAUAUCAGCUCAUGAGGAUCGUCUGAAAGAUCUGAAUGGGCAGGCUGACAGUCUGAUGGCCAGCAAUGCUUUUGACACAUCUCAGGUGAAAGACAAACGCGAUGCAGUCAAUGGCCGCUUCACCAAAAUCAAAAGCAUGGCUGCAGGCCGACGUGCAAAAUUGAAUGAAUCCCACCGUCUCCACCAAUUCUUCAGAGAUUUGGAUGAUGAAGAGUCUUGGAUUAAAGAGAAGAAGCUCUUGGUGAGUUCCGAAGAUUAUGGAAGAGAUCUAACUGGUGUUCAGAACCUCCGUAAGAAGCACAAACGACUUGAAGCAGAAUUGGCAGCCCAUGAACCAGCUAUUCAGUCUGUUCUAGACACUGGGAAAAAGCUGUCCGAUGACAACACAAUUGGACAGGAGGAAAUCCAGCAGCGGCUAGCGCAGUUUGUGGAACACUGGAAGGAGCUGAAGGAUCUUGCAGCUGCCCGUGGUCAGAGGUUAGAGGAGUCCCUGGAAUACCAGCAGUUUGUGGCAAAUGUGGAAGAGGAGGAAGCCUGGAUCAAUGAGAAACUCAACCUUGUUGGUAGUGAAGAUUAUGGAGAUACUCUGGCAGCAGUGCAGGGGCUACUGAAGAAGCAUGAGGCAUUUGAAACGGACUUCACAGUUCACCGGGAAAGAGUAAAUGAUGUAUGUUCAAAUGGAGAAGAAUUGAUAAAGAAGAAUAAUCACCAUAUAGAAAACAUCAGUGCAAAGAUGAAGGGUCUGAGAGGGAAGGUGUCAGAACUGGAGAAAGCAGCUUCCCAGAGAAAAGCUAAAUUGGAUGAGAAUUCUGCAUUCCUGCAGUUUAACUGGAAAGCGGAUGUUGUGGAGUCGUGGAUUGGUGAGAAAGAGAAUAGUUUGAAGACAGAUGACUAUGGUCGGGAUCUCUCCUCUGUUCAAACUCUGCUUACAAAACAGGAAACAUUUGACGCUGGACUUCAGGCCUUCCAGCAGGAGGGAAUUACCAACAUCACUGCCCUCAAAGACCAGCUGGUGGCUUCUAAGCAUGUCCAGUCAAAAGCCAUUGAGACACGUCAUGCGGCCCUGAUGAAGCGCUGGAACCAGCUUCUGUCAAACUCUGCAGCCCGAAAGAAGAAACUUCUGGAGGCUCAGGAACAUUUCAGAAAGGUGGAAGACCUCUUCUUGACAUUUGCAAAGAAGGCAUCAGCAUUUAACAGCUGGUUUGAAAAUGCAGAGGAAGAUCUGACUGACCCUGUACGCUGUAACUCUCUGGAGGAGAUCCGUGCCCUGCGUGAUGCUCACGAAGCUUUCCGCUCCUCCCUCAGCUCUGCCCAGGCUGACUUCAGUCAGUUAGCAGAACUUGACCGACAGAUUAAAAGCUAUCGUAUGGUUUCAAACCCAUACACGUGGUUCACUAUGGAAGCUCUGGAAGAGACUUGGCGAAACCUACAGAAAAUAAUUAAGGAGCGUGAAUUAGAAUUGCAGAAAGAGCAGAGGCGCCAGGAGGAGAACGAUAAGCUGAGACAGGAGUUUGCUCAGCAUGCCAAUGCCUUCCACCAGUGGUUACAGGAGACCAGGACAUAUCUUCUGGAUGGCAUAGCCUAUCGUCGGGUCAUCCGUGUCUAUCAAUAUGAAGUUGGUGAUGAUUUGUCUGGAAGGUCCUGUAUGGUGGAAGAAUCUGGAACACUGGAGUCCCAGCUUGAAGCCACUAAGCGUAAACAUCAAGAAAUUCGUGCGAUGCGUAGUCAACUGAAAAAGAUCGAGGAUUUGGGGGCAGCCAUGGAAGAAGCUCUUAUCCUAGACAACAAAUACACAGAACACAGUACCGUAGGACUGGCACAGCAGUGGGACCAGCUGGAUCAGUUGGGCAUGAGAAUGCAACACAACCUCGAACAGCAGAUUCAAGCAAGAAAUACAACGGGUGUAACAGAAGAAGCCCUCAAAGAGUUCAGUAUGAUGUUCAAACACUUCGACAAAGACAAGUCUGGUCGUCUCAACCACCAAGAAUUCAAAUCGUGUCUGCGCUCCCUGGGUUAUGACUUGCCCAUGGUGGAGGAAGGCGAGCCAGAUCCAGAAUUCGAGGCCAUCCUUGACACUGUAGAUCCUAACAGGGAUGGCCACGUGUCACUUCAGGAGUACAUGGCAUUCAUGAUCAGUAGGGAGACAGAAAACGUCAAGUCCAGCGAAGAAAUUGAAAGUGCUUUCCGGGCCCUCAGUGCAGAGAGCAAGCCGUAUGUCACCAAAGAGGAACUUUAUCAGAACCUAACAAAGGAACAAGCAGACUACUGCAUCUCGCACAUGAAGCCCUACAUUGACGCGAAGGGCCGAGAGCUGCCUUCUGCUUUCGACUUCGUCGAGUUUACGCGCUCGCUGUUUGUGAACUGAUCCUAACCUGCCCUGCCCGCCAGUGACAACUUGGCUUGCGUUUACCGACAAGCAGGAACUGCAUGACUCAAAAUGUUUCGCUCCAUGCUUCUCUGUCCAGGUGUCUGCAUUUUAUCGUGCUGUUAGCUUUUAAAUGCUCUGCUUGAUUUUAACGUAGAGAACACGACACGUAGCGUCUGUACUGUUUUGUGCUUAAUUAAACGCUUCAGGUUCUAACUGGCAACGUUA
This is a messenger RNA of Erpetoichthys calabaricus (reedfish), 7830 nucleotides long. RefSeq names its product spectrin alpha, non-erythrocytic 1 (gene sptan1). Bases 106 to 7602 code for a protein of 2498 amino acids. Gene Ontology annotation, cellular component: cell projection; cortical actin cytoskeleton; plasma membrane. Gene Ontology annotation, molecular function: actin filament binding; calcium ion binding. NCBI's taxonomy places the organism in Eukaryota, Metazoa, Chordata, Cladistia, Polypteriformes, Polypteridae. The record is from RefSeq and is a predicted model, not a curated record. The transcript has 57 exons. Gene Ontology annotation, biological process: actin cytoskeleton organization.